AGCAGACCCGAGAGGCAGCAGGUCGGGAGUGAACCUCGUUGCCUCAGCCUCAUGCUUCGUCUCGGGGACUUUUACUCCUCCAGUCGGCUGGUGAAGUCAUUGUGAUAUUUAUUUAUAUAUAUAUAUAUUAUUUGUAUAACUUUAGUUAGAAAAAAGUUUAGAGAAAUGGGGGAAGAAGAGAAGGGAGCCCUGGUCAUGGGGCUGUAUUGCAUGGAGUCGGACACAGCCGUGAAAGCCAAGCCUGACCCAAACAUCCUCUAUGAUGACAGAGUGCUGCAGAGUUUAUUAACUAUCGAGGAGAGUUUUUUACCUCAGUGUUCGUAUUUCCAGCGGGUCCAGAAGGACAUUCAGCCUUAUAUGAGAAAAAUGGUUGCAGACUGGAUGCAUGAGGUUUGUGAGGAGGAAAACACCAACCAAGAUGUCUUCCCUUUAGCCAUUAAUUAUUUGGACAGAUUUUUAGCAACCAUGCCCACAAGAAAAAACUAUUUGCAGCUUUUGGGUGCUGUGUGCAUCUUCCUGGCCGCCAAGCUGAAGGACUGCAGGCCUCUAUCAGCAGAGAAGCUCUGCGUUUACACAGACAACUCCAUCACACCACGAGAGCUGCUGGAUUGGGAACUGGUUGUCCUGGGGAAAUUGAAGUGGAACAUGGCCUCAGUCAUCCCCAAUGACUUUAUAGAGCACAUCAUGCGCCGGCUGCCCCUUCCCAAAGACAAGCAGGCAAUGGUCCGUAAACACACGCUGACAUUCAUCGCCCUCUGUGCCACAGAUGACCGCCUCGCCAUGAACCCUCCCUCCAUGAUCGCCACCGGCAGCAUGGCAGCCGCCAUCUGCGGACUGCAGCUGGACCACACUGACCAGAGGCUGAGUCGAGACAACCUGACGAACCUGCUGGCUAAGAUCACCAACACUGAAGUGGACUGUUUGAGGGCGUGCCAGGAGCAAAUCGAGCGUGUGCUGGCCUCCAGCCUGCAGCAGGGCCAGCAGUACGGGCCAGAGACCGGCAUCAGCGGCGGCAACAAGUCAAGGGAGCAGCAGGAUCAGUCCAGCACCCCCACUGACGUGCGUGAUGUCAACUUAUGAGCUCCCAUCGCCGCCUGACUCGGCCAACGCGUGCCUGCUUACCAAUGAACUGACAGGAGCAUGAGGCUGGGAGGAGAGAGGGGGGCAUGAGCUGCCAGUAUCAAUUUUAAAAUACCCCCCUUCAGCGAUGGCGUGACAAUCUAUGAACUUUUAGAAAAUAAGAAAUUAGUAGUUUUUCUCCUUUGUUUUGUUUUUUUGCCCCAUUCACACCUGGUUUGGGUCUAUUUUCACCUAUUUUUGUACAUGUAACUUGUAACGAAACAAGCUAUUUAAGAAAAGAAACAGACUUGAUAGUGCCUUAGGUGUCAAAACGGCAACCUGAAAAUAUUUUUCAUACUUGAAAAUUGCAUAAAUAUAUGAGAUAUAUCGAAUGAUGUACAUUUAGCCAGCAUUUAUAACUCUUUAACCAACUUUAGUUAGUAGUUAUCAAUUUAGUUUUACUGGCAAUUUCCAUUACUUGGAAAUCCACAUAGCAGUAAUUAAAGCAGGGGAGCGGAUUCGUAGCUAGCUGCUCCAUCUAUCAUACUGUGCACCUGUAGCACUGCUUAUUAUUUAUGCAGAGGAGUGCUGGUGAGUGAGUGGGCUGUGCCUGCUCACAGAGGAAGGAUGUGAAAGGAAACAGGUCUGAGUUGUGGAGCUGCCGUUUCCAAAAGCUGUUGAUUCCUUGGAGUGGCGUCUGAAUUUACCAUGGCCACCUGUGUUGUGUUGUCGGAGCGGUUAUAAGUGUAAAAUAGUUUGUUUGGAAGGGGUUUAGCGUUCAUAGUUUUUUAAAACACAAGGAUUUGCAAGUUGUCUAAGAGUGAACAGCUGUGUUUCUAGAAGUGGAGGGUAAAAGAAAGCCGGUGGAAAGUGGAUUAAAAAGUGUGCAAAAAGUAUGGGGUGCAAAAAAAAAUGCAAAGUGAGGAUGAGAGGAUUCUUUUAAGCUUUAUAUUUCUGCAGGAUUUUUCUCUUGCAGGAAAUCAGAGUGACAGGAGGAGAAAUGGCUCAUUUUUGUUUCUCCUGUUAUCAAUUACACCAUUGGUCCUUCUGUAGAGAGGGCGACAUGGAACGAUAUUGAUGCACUUUUAAAACACACUCCUUAAGUUUCGGUAAGGGGAUGGUUUGCGAGGAAAAGUUAGGAGUCAUUUGUUUUUGUUCUAUCUUUUCUUUUAAGUUAUUUGUUUUUUUUCCUGGGCUGGAUUCCCAUGGGGCGAAGCAUGUUGUCUUGAAUGCUUUGCCUCAGUUGGUGAAUAGACUUAUUGAAAAUCACCCUCCUAAUGUAAAAGUUUGUAAACCAAGGCAAGCCAAUCAGAUUUAAGUCUGCUUGUGUAAUCCUAAACUUGAAUUUAUUUCAUUUUCAGAUCAUUUAGCCCCAUCCCAUUAGAUCCAAUAGUUACAUCUCUAUGUUUUGUGUUGAUUUCUUCUUUUAACUGCAGUUUAAAGGCAGCCCUUUUUUUUUUUUUGUAAAUAAAUAAAAAAAAAUAUCUCUUGAUAAACAAAAAUGCUU
This is a messenger RNA of Cyprinodon variegatus (sheepshead minnow), 2566 nucleotides long. RefSeq names its product G1/S-specific cyclin-D2-like (gene ccnd2b). Gene Ontology annotation, molecular function: cyclin-dependent protein serine/threonine kinase regulator activity. Gene Ontology annotation, biological process: regulation of cyclin-dependent protein serine/threonine kinase activity; mitotic cell cycle phase transition; positive regulation of G1/S transition of mitotic cell cycle. The coding region runs from base 166 to 1080 and encodes 304 amino acids. Gene Ontology annotation, cellular component: nucleus; cyclin-dependent protein kinase holoenzyme complex; cytoplasm. The transcript has 5 exons. NCBI's taxonomy places the organism in Eukaryota, Metazoa, Chordata, Actinopteri, Cyprinodontiformes, Cyprinodontidae. The record is from RefSeq and is a predicted model, not a curated record.